UUUAAAUUGACAUUGUCAAUUGUCAUUAUUUGGCGCCAAAUAGUGUUUUCGUUUUUAUUGCCGUUAAGAACUGAAAGAUUUGCAGAAGGUGUUCAAGAUUUUAAUGUUUUCUGACUAACCGUAAUCAAAUAAGGGAAAAGGCAUGUCUACUCCUUCAAAGCGCCCUUCUUCUCGGGCGUCAUCUGAAGCUCCCACACCAUCACGCCGAACAAGGUCUUCGCAACAACUUGUUGUCCCGGAAACUCCCCAGAGAUCAUCGGGAACACCUUCAAAAGAUGGAACUCCUGGGACUCCGCGACGGACGCCCCGAACGCCGAACCAAGCCCCCGGCACAUCCCCUGCUAGACCUUUACCUUCUAGUCCUCUUGGUACUGACAUAGAAAUGAGUUCUCCUUUGAACUAUGGUACUCCGAGUUCUCUCAGUACACCGAGGUCAUUGCUUAGAGGUGCCAUGACCCCGGCCAGACAGCGUGCCGACCUGAGAGGCAACCAGGCAGGUCCUAAUGUGCCAGCACCAACACCAAGUUCACAGACGGCAACAGGUGAAGUGGAUAAUGCCAGUGAACCGCAAUUAGUAGUUUGGGGAACAGAUGUAGCCAUAGCCGAGUGCAGGGAGAAAUUCAUUAAGUUCAUACAAAGAUUCGUUGAACCCGACGCUCUAACUACAGAACCACUGUACGAGUUGAAGCUGGAAGAGAUCCAUACAUUGGAAGAGCCAUUUCUGGAUGUGGACUGCGAUCACGUAAAAAUAUUCGAUUCAAAAUUACACAGACAGCUUAUAUGCUAUCCUCAGGAGGUGAUUCCGGCGUUUGAUGCAGCGGUUAACGAACUAUUCUUUGAGAAAUAUCCGGCUGCUGUUUUAGAACAUCAAAUACAAGUGCGGCCAUUUAACGCGCCGCAGCGGAACAUGAGGGAUCUCAAUCCUGAAGAUAUCGAUCAGCUAGUAACGAUAUCCGGCAUGGUGAUCCGUACAUCCGGUAUUGUUCCGGAAAUGAGAGAGGCCUAUUUCCGGUGCGCGGUAUGUGGGGCUGCUGUAGCUGGGGAGCUUCAGAGGGGCAGAGUUCCAGAACCAGCUCAUUGUGGGCAUUGUAACACAGCGCACAGCUUCCAGCUGGUACAUAACAGAUCGCACUUCAGUGAUAAACAGCUGGUCAAAUUGCAGGAGGCGCCAGACGACAUGCCGGCCGGUCGCACGCCGGCCACGGUGACGAUCCUGGCCCACGGGUCGCUGGUGGAGCGAGCGGGCGCGGGCGAGCGCGUCGCGGUGACCGGCGUGUUCCGAGCCGCGCCCGCAGCGGUCAACGUGCGCCGCGCAACGCUCAGGGCCCUACACCGGACGCACAUAGACGCGCUGCAUUAUAGAAAGGUGCACAGCGACCGACUGCACGAGAUGGAGGACGGCAAGGAGCACCAGUUUCCUCCUGAGCGCGUGGAGUUGUUCAAGGCGUUGGCCUCGCAGCCGGAUUGUUACGAACGUCUCGCUCGAGCCAUCGCGCCCUCUAUAUAUGAAAACCUUGACAUUAAGAAAGGUGUACUGCUGCAGCUGCUGGGCGGCACCAAGAAGAAUUUCAACGCAGCCGGACGGACGCAUUUCAGAUCUGAAAUCAACAUCCUGUUAUGUGGCGACCCCGGUACCAGCAAAUCUCAGUUACUGCGCUGGGUCCACGACCUGGUGCCACGCGCCCAGUACACCUCCGGCCGGGGCUCUUCGGCCGUGGGACUCACGGCUUACGUCACUAAAGACCCCGACACACGCCAGCUGGUCUUACAGACUGGCGCGCUCGUGCUAGCUGACAACGGUAUAUGCUGCAUCGAUGAAUUCGAUAAAAUGAAUGACUCGACUCGUAGUGUGCUGCAUGAGGUGAUGGAACAGCAGACGUUAUCUAUAGCGAAGGCUGGCAUUAUCUGUCAGCUGAAUGCUCGCACGUGUAUCCUCGCGGCCGCCAACCCCGCUGAGUCUCAGUGGAACAAAAAUAAAACCAUCGUGGAAAAUGUCCAACUACCCCACACGCUCAUGUCCAGAUUCGACCUCAUCUUCCUGGUGCUGGAUCCUCAAGACGAGGUGUUCGACCGUCGCCUAGCGUCUCAUCUGGUUUCUUUGUAUUUCAAAGAUCCCGCAGUCGUUACAGAGGACGAAGAUUGCGUUAAUAUGAGUCUGAUGCGUGAUUACAUCGCAUUCGCCAAAGAGCACGUCCAGCCUGUGUUGAGUGAGGCCGCGCAGCAGAGACUCAUUGAUUCGUACGUGGACAUGAGGCGCGUGGGCAGUGGUCGCGGUCAAAUAUCAGCCUACCCUCGCCAGCUGGAGUCCCUCAUCCGCCUGUCGGAGGCCCACGCUCGUGUGAGAUUGUCACCCACCGUGGAAGUCAAAGACGUUGACGAAGCCGCUCGAUUGCACCGCGAAGCCCUGAAGCAAUCGGCGACGGACCCGGCCUCCGGGCGUAUAGACGUGGCCAUACUAACGACAGGUCUGGGAGCGGCCGCGCGACGCCGCCGGGCGGACCUAGUCUCAGCCCUGAGGGAACUCAUCAAAAACUACCCUCGACCUCACACGCUCACACACGCCAAGAUACUACAGGAGAUCAACACAACCUCGCAGAUUACGGUGUCACGUGACCAGUUAGACGAGGCCCUCCGAGACUUGCAGGACGAAGGAAAAGUGGUUAUAGUGAGCCACACUCACCUGAGGAUAUGUUGAUGUUAAAUGAGCGGAGCGACGAGGCUCCACGUAGGAUAAGAUUAACGUAUAAGAAAUAAAAACCGAUAAAAUGAAACAGCUUUAAAGAAAAAUAACAUUUUUGUGCCGUGAAAAUAUAUAUAUUUUUUUGUCGUUCAAUUUUAUAAUCUAUUGUCAUUUUAAUAUAGUUUUUAAUCGUACGAUAUCCGCCUUACCGUUGAUGUUAUCUAAUAAUUUCUUAUUAUUAUUAAAUUUGUAUUUUUUUAUUAACAUUGUCUUAUUAAAACGCAUUGCUGGCAACCGUUGUAUAUCUAAUUGCUUCCGAAAUAAAUGAAUCUGGUGUCUCAA
Molecule: messenger RNA, 3022 nt
Organism: Danaus plexippus (monarch butterfly)
Lineage: Eukaryota; Metazoa; Arthropoda; Insecta; Lepidoptera; Nymphalidae
Gene: dpa
Product: DNA replication licensing factor MCM4
Exons: 17
Coding region: 143-2695 (850 amino acids)
Biological process (GO): double-strand break repair via break-induced replication; DNA strand elongation involved in DNA replication; DNA replication
Cellular component (GO): MCM complex; nucleus
Molecular function (GO): single-stranded DNA helicase activity; ATP binding; single-stranded DNA binding
Source: RefSeq, a predicted model, not a curated record